This is a messenger RNA of Artibeus jamaicensis (Jamaican fruit-eating bat), 3172 nucleotides long. It is a transcript of the gene ARL14, whose product is annotated as ADP ribosylation factor like GTPase 14. Lineage: Eukaryota; Metazoa; Chordata; Mammalia; Chiroptera; Phyllostomidae. The record is from RefSeq and is a predicted model, not a curated record. Gene Ontology annotation, molecular function: GTP binding; GTPase activity. Bases 1710 to 2288 code for a protein of 192 amino acids. Gene Ontology annotation, cellular component: cytoplasm. The transcript has 8 exons. Gene Ontology annotation, biological process: vesicle-mediated transport; intracellular protein transport.
GGAGGAAGCCAAGAGAAUUACACUUGAGUGAUGGGAAGGGGAAGGACGAUUUGUUUCGCUGUGGUGGUAAGGGCAGUCCCAGACUUCUGGAGUCCAAGAUAGAAGCCGAGUUAAACUACGUUCUUUUCUUCUGCGUCGCGUCUUGUCUUCCAGGGCAUUCUUUGCGCGCUCCGCUGGAUUUACAGGAAGUGGGAGCCGCGCUUUGGCUUUAAGCUGGGUCGGAACACCCCCUUGUCCAGCUCCCCACUGAGCUCCGUUCUAAGGCACGGGGUCUCUGCCCUCCUGGGCUCGGGCGUUGAGGAGCAGACUGGUAGGAGUGACUUCCGUUCCGGAGGCUCAGCGGCAAGCUGGAGGGACGUUGGGUGGAAAAGGACGCGUUAGACAAAUCUAAUUCAUUCCCUCUGACCGAGUCCCCGCAACAGAGACACUUUUCUGAAUAAAGAAACUUUCUCUGUUCUGCGGGAGAGAUUUGUGAGAGCAAGACUUGUGAAGCUUUACAGAGGAUUAUAGUUCAUCAAAGUGCUGUGAAGGAGAAAUGAAGAACCUUUACCUGAAGACGUUUAAGUACUGUGCCGUCAGAUACGACUGAUUCUCAGUCAUAAACGGCUGGAGUGUGUCUCAGGGAUUGUCUGACUCCUGCCUCCACCGCUUUCUCCUUGAUGUCGAAGGAGAAGAACCAUAUUAUGAAUAUCCCUUAACUAGUGCCCUGACCAGGGAUCGAACCUGCAAGCUUUUCUGACACGAUGAGAUCAAGAAACAAAGAAGUUCAAUGUCACUGCUACACCCCAGAGGGCUCCCUCACCCCACCUCCAGUCGGUGUCCUCUGGUCACCACAGACUUGUUCCCUGACCUUGAAGUCCACCUAAUGAAGUGGCUUCUCUUACUUACCAUCAUGUUGAGAGAGGAAGGGAGAAAGGAAGGGAGUGGAAGAAACAUUGAUUUGUUGCCUCCCUGCACACGCCCGGACUGGGGAUUAAAGUGGCAACCUAGGAAUGUGCCCUGACUGGGAGUCGAACCUGUAACCCUUCAGCUAUGGGAGGAUACCCAACUGAGCCACACUGGUCAGGCUUCCUCCUGGGUAAAUCUGGUCCUGUGCGUGGAGUAAGUUUUCUGCCCGGAAGGUUGAAGCAGUGACCCUCUGUGUGGUUCUGGGAGAAGGGUCAGACAGCUUGGCUGCUGUGAUGCUUCCUGUUGAGUCAUCUGGACAAGGGGAAAGUACUAGAGUUACCACAGAGGGAAGGGUGAGAUAAACUCCCUCUGGAUGAUUUCAGAAGUCUGAUUACUUAGUUACAACUGGGAUAAGGUAAAUGGUCGAAUAACUAGAGAAGUUCUACAAGCCACUUGUAAAGUUAAGCUCUUAUUCUGCUGCCGAACCAUAUUCCCACGGGUUUCCAAAACCUGGGAAACAAGCAGCCGCGGCAUCUCCAGGGCAGGCCCCUUCUCCCCGAGAAUUUCCCCCUUGAGCUUCUAUGACAUUGCCUGGUUACUCACCCUGCAGAUUCCUCAGGAUUGGCUGGGACUGCAAAUAAAACACUGUUUAUCCACAAUCAAGCUGAUAAGCUACAACAUUAAGUACACACAGUGCCUCUUAGAAUAUAAUAUAAAGCACGUGCUCUCUUCUUCCCUCCUAACAUUUUCAUGCUGGAGAGGAAACCUGGAGAGCGACAUUGACUCUGGACAACAAUUUAUUAAGGGGAAAAAAGCCUAAAAUGGGUCUGUUGGGUUCUAAAAACCCUGAAGUCAAGCAAGCCCAAAUUCUUCUUCUGGGACUUGACUCUGCUGGGAAGUCAACUCUCCUUUACAAACUCAAGCUUGCGGAGGACACUGUGACCCUCCCAACUGUUGGUUUCAACGUGGAGAUGAUCGAGCUGGACAAGAGGCUGCCACUCACGGUCUGGGAUGUGGGAGGACAGAAGGAAAUGAGAACCAUGUGGAGCUGUUACUGUGAGCGCACCGAUGGGCUGCUGUAUGUGGUGGACAGUGCGGACAAACAGCGACUGCAAGACUCCCGGAGAGAGUUUGAGCGCAUCUUGAAAAAUGAACACAUUAAACAUGUGCCCGUUGUUCUAUUAGCCAACAAACAGGAUGUGCCUGGAGCGCUGACUGCCGAGGACAUCACCAGAAUGUUUAGGGUGAAGAAGCUCUGCUGCGACCGCAACUGGUACGUGCAGCCCUGCUGCGCCCUCACCGGGGAGGGGCUGGCGCAGGGGAUCGGGAGACUCACCGAGUUCGUGAGAAGCCACAGGAAAUCGAGAGCAGACACGUUAGCGUUCUUCAAGCAGAACUGAAGUCUGAGCAGUGAAAGACGAGGUUGAAAAGGUUGCUGUCGCCAUCGGAAGACUGUGUGAAAAAUGCGACGGCAAGUGUGUGACCGGCGGCUCCUUGGCUGUGCCUCUGGGAUGAGAGUAACUGUGGCUCCUACCAGGGGCGCCGUGUGAUCGGUGGCAGCCCCGGGGUCUCCGAAGCCUAUGACUGUAAGGAGCCCACCACUGAAAUGGCUGCCCAAAGACUGCGAAUCUGGGAGUCCUAAGGUCAUUGGUGGGCGGCCUCUUCUUUCCAUCUACCGACCACAGAAGGAUGGAGCGCAGGGCCUCACCCACAUUACCUGUUAGUACACAGGCACCUCUCCACCUCACCUCUCCUCCCGCCUGGAUCGUGUGGUGGAACGAAAAGGUUCUUCACAGAGCACUCGGGCAGACUGUGUCAGAAAAAUGGCCACUUGGUUCAUGGCUUUUCUGGAAGUCAAGAAGCGGGACUCUGCGUUCCCCAUUGACAGGUUCCCUCUACACCAAGAGCUUCUACAACAGGAAGGUUAUCGUUUCAGGCUUCUCUCCGAAGGGUCAGCUGCAGAGUGCUCUCACCUAGGCUCCAACAGCAGUUGUCCUUGAUGGGCCAUUUGCAGUGUGGCAGGGAGCUCUCAGAACAAUACACACGGGCAUUUAAUCUUGUAACACUUUGCUGGCGUGUGCUACUUUUCUUCUAAGAAAUCGGAAACCCCCCUGGGUGGCGUGGCUCAGUGGACCAAAAGGUUGCUGGUUUGAUUCCCGGUCAGGACACAUGCCUGGGUUGUGGGCUGGGUCUCCAGUUGGGGGCGUGCAAGAGGCAACCAAUUGAUGUUUGUCUCCCUCUCCCUCCUUUACCCUCUCUCUAAAAAUGAAGAAAUAAAAUUUUA